AUGUCGUACCUGGACUUUGACGGCGAGUUUGCCUCGUUGAAAAAGAGUCUGCUUGAGGAGAUGAAAAACGAUAAGUUUGUACAAAGACUUCAAAGCGAACGUAAGCCUCGUUCACACACAGUGGUUGAAGAAGGUCCAAGUUCAGAGGAAGAGUCUUUUUAUGAUACAACGGAGACAAAGACGAGUGACGAGCAUUACACGACAAAACCAAGAAGGAAGCUUCAACUAAGGGGUAUUGACGAGCUUAAGAAGAUGAAGGAUGUGGAACUGAAGCCUCGAAAGAGGGUACAUCUUACAGGCAUCAACGAACUACGCCAGAACGUGGAGAAGAAACCUAGAAAGCGUGUCAAGCUCAUUCCUUUGCCUAAAGGGUAUUCUAUCGAGCCCGAGGCUAAGGAUGGGGAGGUCAAGGAGACGGUGGUGGAAGAGACUGUGGAGAAUGACGACCAAACACGGUCUGAAAGUCAUGAAGGGGCUGGAAAGGAGGGAUCUAAUGAGAAAUCGGGGAAGAACGAAGAAGAUGAGCUUUCAAAUAAUUAUCUUAACCUUAAUGGUGACGAAAACACGGGAGAUGCUGACCAGAAUGGAGAAUCUCAUGUUCUUAAAGACGAGGAUGAUGGAGAAGUCUCUUCAGCUUCAGAUACUGACGAUACGCUGCUUAUGAAGAGAAUAAUAAUGGGCCAAUUAACUGGCCGUGAUUUUCCCUCGCUUGACGAGUCGCUGUUGGCUCCAACGUAUAAAGAGAUUUUCAAGGUUCUACAGCAUACGGUCCAUGACCGUGAAAGUGCUUCGGCUCUUCUCAUUGGGCCUCGAGGAACAGGCAAGACGUUGGCAGUGAAUAGAGCUCUUGAUGAUCUUCAUAAGAGAUACGGGAAACUGUUCAUUACAAUCAAACUCAAUGCGUUUCUACAUACCGACGAUAACCUUGCAUUCAGAGAAAUUGCUCGCCAGUUGGAUGUCAAUUCCAACAGUGGAUCCAGUGAAGAUAAUACCAGGACUUUUGAACAGCGUGCUAUAAGUGAUACUGUGGCCAAUGUGCUUAUGGCCUUGGACUCCAAUGCUUCUCCAGACCGGUCCGAAGAAGAUCUCAAAAGCUCUACCCCAGUGGUUUUCAUUAUAGACGAGAUCGAAGAGUUUACCGCAUCCAAGAAGCAAACCCUUCUUUAUAACCUUUUUGAGCUUUCCCAGAGCUCGAAGAUCCCCAUUGGCGUGAUUGGUGUGGGUACCAAGUUCACUACAAGAGAGCUCCUUGAAAAGAGAGUCCGCAGCAGAUUCAGUCAGCGUAUUAUCACAACACAUUUACCCUCAAGCAUAGAACAAUUCUGGGAAAAUGCCAAGCUAUCGCUUCAAGUGCAUGUGUCGGCUAUGGAUAAGUUCAAGGAUAAACAGUACCCACUUCAAUGGAAUCACAAGAUUAACGAUGCUUUCUCCCAGCCCACCAAACUCGCCAGAACUGUCUACAAGAUAUUUUUCUCCACGAAAAGCUACAUGGACCUUAAUAAUUCCUUCAUGAUCCCCGUUUCACUCAUUGGUCCAUCUCAGCCGUUCCUCGAUGAUAGCAAGAUGGAAAAGUACCUCCUGAUGCAGUCCGAAGGGACCGUCCAGUCAAUCAUCCGAUCGUUAUCAAGCGCAGAGCUAUUACUCACCAUAGCUGCAGCUCGGUGGAUUGCCAAAUCAGAAGUGCCGCAGGUGAAUUUCAAUUUGGCAUACAAAGAGUACACAGACAUGAUGAAACAGUUCAACGCCGAAGCGACCACACUAUCGUCAACCACCUCGCAUAUCGACAACACAGUCCUUGCAGGAAUCAAGGUCAACCAGAAGAUAUUAUCGUCGAAAAUUAUGAGAGAUUGUUGGGUCAAUCUUUACAAGUAUGGGCUUCUUUUCGAUGCAGUCACCAGUAACAACGAGGUCAAUGCUAACAAUAAUCUCAACAUGUAUAAGCUGGUUGUUUUGGACGUUUCCAAGACGUUGCAGGUGGACAUUACAUUGGAAGAAUUAGGAAAACUAAUUCCCGACAGCGACUUCUAUAAAAAACUUACCAAGCUAUGA
Molecule: messenger RNA, 2049 nt
Organism: Candidozyma haemuli
Lineage: Eukaryota; Fungi; Ascomycota; Pichiomycetes; Serinales; Metschnikowiaceae
Gene: ORC4
Product: origin recognition complex subunit 4
Exons: 1
Coding region: 1-2049 (682 amino acids)
Biological process (GO): DNA replication initiation; DNA replication
Cellular component (GO): nuclear origin of replication recognition complex; nucleus
Molecular function (GO): ATP hydrolysis activity; DNA replication origin binding
Source: RefSeq, a predicted model, not a curated record